Messenger RNA from Hevea brasiliensis (rubber tree), 1785 nucleotides. Its product is annotated as protein PIN-LIKES 3. The transcript has 10 exons. Gene Ontology annotation, cellular component: membrane. The record is from RefSeq and is a predicted model, not a curated record. Lineage: Eukaryota; Viridiplantae; Streptophyta; Magnoliopsida; Malpighiales; Euphorbiaceae. Bases 385 to 1641 code for a protein of 418 amino acids. Gene Ontology annotation, biological process: endoplasmic reticulum to cytosol auxin transport.
GAUGAUAAUGAUAACAAAAACCCAAAAGCAAAAUUAAUUUGCUGGCAUUUGCCAACACAAACAAACAACCUGCAACGCUCAGAUUUUUGAGGCACAAGAAAAUAUAAAGUUAAUUAACACUUGACUAAGCUGCUUUCUCUCGUUUGAUUUGGGGCCUCUACCUCAAUUGUACCAGCUAUUUCACUCUCGGUCUCUCUUUGUUUGUGCAUUUUUCUUUCUUCUUGUUAGCUUUUAUACUCUUAACCCUUGCACUGUUUUCAUCUUCUACUGAUGAUGGCCUAGCUGUACCUGCAAGUGACGUUGCAUUCUAAUCUUUCUAUUGUACCUUUUUGGCUUUUUAGGGGAGGAAGAGAGAGAUUUUGAGACCUAGGAAAAGGUUUUUCUAUGGGGGUUUUGGAUCUCUUCAUUGCUGCACUAAUGCCUGUUUUGAAAGUACUGUUGAUUACUGCUGUCGGCUCAUUUCUAGCAAUUGAUCGUCUAGAUAUUCUAGGAGUCGAUGCAAGAAAGCAUUUGAAUAAUGUUGUGUUUUUUGUCUUCAAUCCGGCACUUGUUGGUAGCAAUCUGGCAAAAUAUAUUUCGCUUAAUAGCAUGGGCAUAUUGUGGUUCAUGCCAUUCAAUAUUCUUUUCACAUUUAUCAUUGGCUCUGUGCUUGGAUGGUUACUUAUUAGAAGUACCAGAGCUCCUCACGAUCUGAGGGGGCUUGUGUUAGGAUGCUGUUCUGCAGGAAAUCUGGGGAACAUGCCUCUGAUAAUCAUUCCAGCUGUGUGUAAAGAAAGAGGCGGUCCAUUUGGUGAUGUUGAUGUCUGUUAUACACAUGGAUUGGCAUAUGCUUCACUCUCUAUGGCAAUUGGAGCUCUCUACAUGUGGUCUUAUGUGUAUAACAUCAUGCGUAUAUACUCAAGCAAGGACUGUGAAGUGCCCAAACUGGAUGCCUUCGCUAAGGUUGCAAAGUCUCUUAGAGAAACACCUGAAAAUCUUUCAAAAUGUUUCACAGGGCCCCUGCUUCCUUUGCAAGAUCACUCACCUAAUGAGGACAAUAUGGAUCACUUUGAACUUGAUUGCAAAAUGUCUGAGCAGAAGGCAGAGGGAUCAUUUCUAGAAAAGAUUAAGCAGGGUUUACAAGUGUUUACAAAAAUCAACUUCAGCAGAUUGUUUGCACCUUCAACAUCUGGAGCGAUGGUUGGAUUUGUUGUUGGUGUCAUCCCUCAGUUCCGAAAGGCUCUAAUUGGUGAUAAUGCACCUCUUCAUGUGGUUCAGGAUUCUGCAUCUUUGCUUGGAGAGGCUGCCAUUCCAACUGUCACCUUGGUGGUGGGGGCAAAUCUUCUUAAAGGUCUAAAAGGCUCAGAGGUCCAGCGCUCAGUCAUUAUUGGGAUCAUAGUGGUUCGCUAUAUUGUAUUACCAAUAUUUGGAGUAGUAAUUGUUAAAUCUGCAGUCCACUUGGGGUUGGUGCAGUCAGAUCCACUGUAUCAAUUUGUUCUCAUGCUUCAAUUUGCACUUCCUCCAGCAAUGAACAUAGGUACAAUGACCCAGUUGUUUGGAGCUGGAGAGAGUGAAUGCUCAGUGAUACUGCUAUGGACUUACGCAGUGGCCUCAAUUUCACUAACGCUCUGGUCAACAUUGUUCAUGUGGCUUGUGGCAUAGGACAUAAACUAACAAUCUGGAGCUGCAUAUUCCUGUCCUCAAGUUGUUAGAUGCCAAUUGCAGCUUUUAGUUAGGGAUAUGAAAUUUCCAUGUGUUCCAUCUUCUAGAAUAUAAUAUAAAUAUAAAUGUCUUCCUUUUGCCAAA